AUUGAGAAGCAAUCAAUGUGUGUUAGGUACAAAGGUACCUAUCUUUGAUUAAUUUCUGAGACGCAGUCAUGAGAGAAUAAUAAUAAUGAAGGUUAGAGUAGCCGUGUUUCCAGUAUUGGUAGCAGCCCUGGUUCUGGGUACUAGGACCAUAGGUACAGAUGCUUUUAGCGAGAACACUUGUCAGGUUGAAAAGCUCUACACAUCGUCUCUACCAGCAGGAGGCGCUGAUACACCGCAUAUACAGAUACUGGGUGAUCAACUGAGUGCAGACAGGUGUCUGGCCAAAUGCUGUUCCCUCGGCCCUGAGGCAUGUCAGUACCUCUGGAUCAUUGAUACCACCUGCAUUGCCGUGGCCUGCGACAGUGAUAAGAUCAGCAAUUGUGAACCUAAAUCAGUUCCCAUCAGUAUUAGAAAAGGGUCUUCCUCUGUGUACGUUGCCUUGAAGCAUUCGACACCGUCAGCAAAUGAGCUAGAGAAUGCAUUGGAUUUGAUGAGUCGUUUCUCCUCGGAUGGCAGCAAAGGAAAAGAAGACGUCUUGGGGGAUUCCCCUCCGAUUGCAGCCACACUCACUGAUGAGAUUGUUAUUACCUUGCCAACAAACGAAGUGAACAUAUUUGGUAACCAUAGCAAAGACGAUAAGGGCAUAGCCGCCUACUCAUGGAAAUUGCUGAGUGAGCACUUUGUACAACCCCUCCUCGAGAAUGCUGACCAGGCAAUCCUUCACGCUGGAAACCUGCUUCCUGGCAACUAUCAGUUCAGCCUGACAGUGACGGACACUAGCGGCCAAUCAAGCAGAACCACUGUACUGGUGCGGGUCAACAAAGGUUCCACAUUUACAGAGGUUUCCACGACAACAGGAAGCUUAGCAAUGACCACAGUACCCAUGGAUAACAAUAACCGCCCCCUCACAACCACAUUGAUCACACCCACUAACGAGAUGGAUCUUAACGACACUGCGGACAUUGAGGAUGAAGAGUUUGACUUCUACACAAAGAGACGAAACACUCUCAAGAUCGUGGUUCCCUCACUAGUGUCCCUGGCCGUGUUGCUAGUGGCAACGGCAGCCAUUACUACGGCAUGUGCUUGUUGCUGUCAGAGAAACAAAGAUCGGAUGAGGAGGUACUACAAAUACAAGAAAUUGCCAGAGACUAUACAACAAACUUGAGACGUUCAUUACAUCCUAGCUCUCAUCUGAAGUACAUGCAUUGGUGUGUGUGUUUUGUAUACAUAGUGGAUAUUAUUAUGUUCAACGUG
This is a messenger RNA of Halichondria panicea, 1254 nucleotides long. RefSeq lists its product as uncharacterized. Gene Ontology annotation, biological process: neuron migration. The record is from RefSeq and is a predicted model, not a curated record. NCBI's taxonomy places the organism in Eukaryota, Metazoa, Porifera, Demospongiae, Suberitida, Halichondriidae. The transcript is spliced from 7 exons. The coding region runs from base 86 to 1165 and encodes 359 amino acids. Gene Ontology annotation, cellular component: cytoplasmic vesicle; membrane.